This is a messenger RNA of Plasmopara halstedii, 573 nucleotides long. RefSeq names its product START-like domain. Lineage: Eukaryota; Oomycota; Peronosporomycetes; Peronosporales; Peronosporaceae. The record is from RefSeq and is a predicted model, not a curated record. The transcript has 3 exons. The coding region runs from base 1 to 573 and encodes 190 amino acids.
AUGUUCACGAUUGGCCUGCUGCAUACGAUGAUUGUGUGGAUCAAUCGUGACUUGCAUUACUAUCUGAUGUAUGAGUUGCCAGCACUAUUCGACCGAAUCGACUCGUUGGCUGCGGAUAACUUUGUUGUAUUUGUCAUCAUUUCUAUGGCUUCUUUUGUCAAGUGGAUAGAGAUUGAUAUACCUGGUGCAUCGACUCGACUGAUACACAAUCGAGACUAUGUCUUUGUUGAGGCUUCUGGCAUCUUAUGUCUAAAGAAUGGAGAACGGGUAGGGUACCACAUAUACCACUCGGUAAACUUUCCACAGACACCCGACUUGCCGCAUCGCGUGCGUGGUAACAUGUCCUUUAGUUGUAUUUUUCGUCAAGAAAACGAUCGUACCGAUUGUCGAGGCACAAGAUUUAUGGACCCUGGAGGUGAUAUGAUUCGAACGAUGGCUGUCAUGGGGAUGGUACAAGCUACAAUAGCAGGAUCCAAGUAUUCGUACUGUGGUCAAAUGAAGAAGUUAACGUGGCUUGUCGAACAAAACCACAAAAAGGAGCAAGUCGCACAUGCUUUAACGUCCUCUUUGUAG